Osmerus eperlanus (European smelt) is the source of this 890-nucleotide messenger RNA. Its product is annotated as putative nuclease HARBI1. Bases 84 to 890 code for a protein of 268 amino acids. The record is from RefSeq and is a predicted model, not a curated record. The transcript is spliced from 4 exons. Lineage: Eukaryota; Metazoa; Chordata; Actinopteri; Osmeriformes; Osmeridae.
AUUCAAUAAUUUAUCUCACCAACAUUCUCCAUCCAUACAUUGCUAAUGUAACACACCGUGGACGUGCUCUCAGAACAGACCAAAUGAUAUGCGUUGCUCUCCGUUUCUUUGCCAACGGGAGUUUCCUAUACAACAUUGGCAAUGCAGAACAUCUUGGAAAAGCAACAGUCUGCCGAGCCAUAAGAAAAGUGGCCCUGGCACUGAAAGGCCUACUGCAGACCUACGUAGUCUUUCCUGGGCACAAACCUCUAAGGACCAUCAAAGAGGAAUUUCACAUGAUUUCAGGAUUUCCCAAUGUGAUUGGCUGCAUUGAUGGCACCCACAUCCCCAUCAUAGCUCCAUCCAUUAAUGAAGGAGACUAUGUGAAUAGGAAGUCAUUCCACAGCAUUAAUGUGCAGAUUAUAUGUGAUGCAGCACAUUUGAUCUCAAAUGUGGAGGCCAAAUGGCCUGGCUCGGUACAUGACUCAAGGAUAUAUCGCGAGUCUACCCUGAGCAACAGAGUUGCAAAUGGAGAGUUUCAUGGCCACCUGCUUGGUGACAGAGGGUACCCAUGCCAGCCCACUCUGAUGACCCCUUACCAUGACCCUGAGCCGGGCCCUCAGCAGUGGUACAAUGUGGCCCACUGCAGGACUAGAGCCCGGGUGGAGAUGACCAUAGGCAUUCUCAAAGCCCGGUUCCAGUGCCUACGUAGACUGAGGGUAAAACCAGAGAGGGCAUGUGAUAUUAUUGUGGCAUGUGUUGUUCUUCAUAAUAUUGCCACUAUUAGAGGAGAGCAACACCCUGCCGUACAAAACGACCCUGAGGAUGACCAUCCCCUCCAACCUGCAGAUGUCCAAAAUGGGAGAGAAGUCAGAGACAUACUGUGCCGCACACACUUCCAGCAACCCUGA